Ipomoea nil (Japanese morning glory) is the source of this 2169-nucleotide messenger RNA. RefSeq names its product pentatricopeptide repeat-containing protein At5g25630-like. Gene Ontology annotation, molecular function: protein binding. NCBI's taxonomy places the organism in Eukaryota, Viridiplantae, Streptophyta, Magnoliopsida, Solanales, Convolvulaceae. Bases 368 to 1951 code for a protein of 527 amino acids. The transcript has 4 exons. The record is from RefSeq and is a predicted model, not a curated record.
CGUCUUCCUUCCUCUUUGUAUUUCAAGAAUCAUAAGCACUAACACUUAAUAGUUAUGGAGUAUUGGGUUCUCUUUGUUUUCCCAUUUCUGAGAGUUGUCUUUAACUUAUGCUGGAUUCUUGAUGGUUCAUUGAUUUCAACGAACCACUGAGAAGAAAGGGAUUUUGUUCAUUUGUUGAAUGAAUUCUGAAUGUGGGUGAGAUGGAUUUGUCACGGUUUGGACGCUGGAAAGUGGAAAGAUUGCUGAUUUCUCUGUGAAUCAAUUGGGUCCUCAUUUUCUCUGAUGACAUGGUGAAUGUGUGUAAAGCCUAAGUGUGGAGGGGGCUUUGGAGUUUCAAAACCAUACUGUUUAUUUGGAGAAGUUUGAGAUGGGAGAUUCUCUAACACAGAAGACUCCUAGAAAAAACCCUAGAGAGACAACACUCAUCAAGAAACAACGGGUUCAAGCAAUGGAAAAGUCCGUAGAAGAUGACAUUCAACUGCAACCAAAGCUGGAUUCUUCUCGUUGUACCUUUUGCGCGAGUGGAAUUAACUGCAAAGCUGUUCGUCAAAAAUCAAAACUGAUGAAUAUUCUUGGAGAUAGUCGGAAACCCGAGGAAGCCCUAUCAGUUUUCGAUAGCUUGAUCGAAGGAGGUCAUAAACCAUCUCUAGUAACAUACACCACCCUCUUAUCUAUUUUAACAGCUCUGAAGCGCUUUAACCACGUACAUUCAAUUAUCUCGCUUGUUAAAGAAAGCGGAAGGAAACCGGAUUUACCUUUCUUUAAUGCUGUUGUUUAUGCAUUCUCGGAAGCUGGGAAUGUGAAGGAAGCUAUGAAAACCGUAUCAGAGAUGAAGGAGAUCGGGAUAAAGCCUACUACCACUACUUUAAACUCGUUAAUCAGAGGUUAUGGGAUUGCUGGAAAGCCCGAAGAAUCUCUCGAAAUAAUGGAGCGAAUGGUUCGAGAGGACAAUGUAAAACCGGAUGAAAGGACUUUUGGCAUCAUCAUAUGCGGGUACUGUAAAGAAGGAAAAGUAAAGGAUGCUUUAAAGUUUGUGUACUGGAUGAAGGAUUUUGGAGUGCAUCCUAAUGUUAUCAUUUUCAAUACACUGAUCAGAUCCCUUGACAUAUCGGAUAGAGAUAGUAUCGACGAGGUUCUGACAUUGAUGGAAGAUUUCGGUGUCAGCCCUGAUGUAACUACAUUUAGCACGAUAAUGAAUGCCUGGUUUAGUGCUGGAUAUAUGGACAAAUGCAAGGAAGUGUUUGAUGACAUGGUGAAAUACGGAAUCAAGCCCGGUGCCUUUGCAUACAACAUUCUGGUGAAGGUAUAUUUGCAUUCCUCGGAGCCAGAAAAGGCAGAGGGUGUCCUGGCUGACAUGGUUAAAUCCGGGAUUCAACCGAACGUUAUAAACUUCACGACUGUCAUUAGCGGUUGGUGCAGAGCUGGUAAUAUGGACAAUGCAAGGAAGGUUUUCGAGCAGAUGUGUGAAAGCGGGAUAUCGCCUACUUUGAAGACGUUUGAAACCCUAAUCUUGGGCUAUGCCAGAGCAAAGAUGCCUUGGAAGGCGCGGGAAAUGAUUGAAAUCAUGAAACGGUUUGAUGUUCAGCCGGAGAGAAGCACACUUGUUCACGUCGAAAACGCUUGGCUUGCCAGAGGAGGAAGCAACGGGGCGAAUCAAAUGGCAAGCACGAUAGACAAAGACCGUAUGAAUGUGGAGGCCCCGGAUAAAGUCUAUAAGAAGAAAGGUGCCCACCAUCCGGGCUCCAAACUCUUACAAAUACCUAAUGUGGUUACGAAUGGUAAAAAGAGAGAUGUUUCGGCAUCAAAGAGCCCUCCUCACGUUGCCACUACGUCUAUACAUCUCGGUUCUGGAUUCAGAAAGCGCGCUCCUUUUGUUUGCCAGAGGCAGUUCCAAGGGCAACAUUUCAUGUAUUGUCAAGUUGGACACUCCUGCACAGUUUUCUUCAACUGAAGAGGGAUGGUUAUUGAAUUUAUUCUGUUGUGAAUAAAGUUGUAGGUAAUGUUCAAUCUUUGUUAAGUUUUGUUGGUCAUUUGACUAUUGUUACUCUGCACUUACCCUUUUGUCCAUUUGUAUUUGGCUGCUGUGCAUCUACACAAAAUCAUGUCAUUAAUUUGUUGGAGUUAAUAUUCAAUUUAGUUAUGUAUUAUAGUGGUUUUUCUAGAUUUAGU